AGUGUUCAACAAUCGUUUUCCAGUUGGUUGUACACGUUUAUACAACUAGAAGAUACAUCAAGAUGCGGUUUAUGUUGGCCGCAACUCUGGUUCUUGUCAUUAUUAUAACGGUUGUUGAUGCGGGUAGAAGACACAGGGUACGAAAUGGAAUCCGUCGUAGAUAUUCUUAUGGACGUCAACUGUUUAUGUGGAGACGGUACCACCAACGUCGGACACUGAAACAGAUAAGUUGCAACCAAAUUAGAAGAUCGCAGGUUUGCAGCAGAUGCUGUGCUGUUGAUGGCAAUUGGGGCCCAUGGUCUAGAUGUAAUGCUUGCUCUGUAACAUGCGGUAAUGGAACACAGAGCAGAUAUAGAUCUUGUGAUAAUCCUGCUCCAGCUUAUGGUGGAAUUGAUUGUCAUGGUGAUGGUAAUGAAACAAGAAGCUGUAACACGAUGAUUGACUGUCCUGUUGAUGGUAAUUGGAGGCCAUGGUCUGAUUUUAAUUCAUGUUCUGUAACAUGUGGUAAUGGAACUCAGAGCAGAUCUAGAACUUGUGAUAAUCCUGCUCCAGUUUAUGGUGGAGCUGAUUGUCAUGGUGAUGGUAAUGAAACAAGAAGCUGUAACACGAUGAUUAACUGUCCUGUUGACGGUAAUUGGGGAACAUGGUCGGAGUUUAGUACGUGUUGUUCUGUAUGUGGUGUUGAACAGAAAAGGAGUAGAGUAUGUGACAAUCCUCCUCCAGAGAUUGGUGGAGCUAACUGUCCUGGUGGUUCUGUAGAAAUAAGGAGCUGUGACAGUAACGAUUGCUUGGAUAAUGUAUCAAGUUCUCUAUGUGCGAACCAGUCUUUGGAAGUCUUAGUCGCUGUUGAUGUUUCUGCUAAUAUAACGGAUGAGGAGGUUGGACAGGAAAGGGAUUUAUUACAGAAACUUUAUAGUGAACUGAGAAUUGAUGGUAUUGCUAGGCGCUUCGGAUUCGUCGCUCAUGGUGGGGCAGCGUCUACUUCGGAUCUCAAUAUCCUCACUUUAGGCAGUGGAACUACCGCUACCCAGAAGUUACGUAUCUCUCAAAUUAACAAACUAGGAGGAAUGCCAUUAUUAAAUUCCGCCUUGUACGUGAUUAUCAAUGAUUUUGAAUAUUAUGGAAGGCCAGGUAUUCGACGAAUUGCUAUUGUGAUAAAAGCUGCUGAGACAACCCCAAUAAGGAAAUCAAGCUCCUUUGCUACCGGGGGGACGACAGAUGAUUUAAUUAUGUACUACACUAUUGGUAUUGGCGCCAUUAACACGGGAUCCAGUCAACUAAACGAAACAGCUACCCAACUAGAACGGCUGAUCUGCUUCUGUGAUAAAUAAAAUAAAAUAAAGUCUCAUUUACUGUGGCUCAGUCA
This is a messenger RNA of Patella vulgata (common limpet), 1366 nucleotides long. Its product is annotated as coadhesin. Bases 63 to 1331 code for a protein of 422 amino acids. The record is from RefSeq and is a predicted model, not a curated record. The transcript is spliced from 6 exons. NCBI's taxonomy places the organism in Eukaryota, Metazoa, Mollusca, Gastropoda, Patellidae.